AUGGAGGUCCUGAAACACAAGAAAAGAAAAACCCCUGAGGAAACCAAACCCUCCAAACCAAUGGAAGCCGAGGCCGCCGCCAAGCCCAUGGAGAAGCAGAAGAAACGAAAAGCUAUGGACAAAGAGAGACGCCUCCACGCCGCACUGGAAGCCAAGCCUAAACCACCUCCGUCCAUCUCCGAAUUUAAAACCGCCGCGGCUGCUUCUUCUAGCGGCGGGGCUGUUCUGCCGGAGUUCCACGUCGGCGUGUUCAAGGACUUGGCUUCUGCUGAUGCCGCGGUGAGAGAGGCGGCGGUGGAGGCCUUGGCGACGGAGCUGAUGGAAGUGCAGAGGGCUUAUGAGGGGCUUGAGAAUAAGGAGUUGUUGGAAGGCGGUGGUGUCAAGCUGGAGGCGGAGAAGGAUGACGGCUUGAAUGACUGUGCGCCGUCGUUGAGAUAUGCUCUGCGGAGACUCAUUCGUGGUGUUUCUUCAUCUAGAGAGUGUGCAAGACAAGGAUUUGCAGUAGGUUUAACUAUGUUAGGAAGUACCAUUCGCAGCAUCAAGGUGGACUCGCUGCUGAAACUCAUAGUUGAUUUCUUAGAGGUCACUUCAUCAAUGAAGGGUCAGGAACAAAGGGAUCGUCUUUUGGGUCGAUUAUUUGCGUAUGGUGCUCUUGGACGAUCAGGAAGACUAGUUGAGGAGUGGGUUUCUGAUAGAAAUACUCCGCACAUUAAGGAAUUCACUAGUCUCCUCAUUGCUCUUGCAUCAAAGAAGAGAUACUUGCAAGAGCCUGCUGUAUCAGUUAUUUUAGACUUGAUUGAAAAGUUGCCCCCAGAAGCCUUGUUGAUUCAUGUUCUAGAGGCUCCAGGACUUCAUGAAUGGUUUGAAGGAGCUAUUGAAAUUGGAAAUCCUGAUGCUUUGCUGUUGGCUCUGAAAAUUGGAGAAAAAGUUUCUGUGGACAGUGCAAGAUUUGGGAAACUUCUGCCAGACCCAUUUGUUCCUAACAAAUUGUUCUCUGCUGAGCACCUGUCUUCUCUUGCUAAUAGUUUAAAGGAAUCGACCUUCUGUCAGCCACGCAUUCACAGUGUUUGGCCUGUUCUAGUGAAUAUUCUUUUGCCUGAAAGAGUUUUACAGACUGAAGAUGCAGUGUCUAUUUCAAAUUCCUUAAAGAAGCACAAAAAGAAUCGCAAAUCUAGCUCUUCUGAUGAAGAUAUUGCAAAGAAUUUCCAGUGCUUCUGCGAGGUGAUUAUUGAGGGAUCCCUUCUCCCAUCAUCUCAUGAUCGCAAACACUUGGCCUUUGAUGUUUUGCUUCUUCUCCUACCGAGGUUGCCUGCUUCUUAUAUACCAAUUUGUUUGUCUUACAAAGUUGUUCAGUGCAUGACUGAUGUACUUCCAACAACUGAUGCUUGGCUCAAGAAAAUUGUGCAAAACUUUAUUAAGACAUUAUCAGACUGGGUUGGGGAUGAUGAUGUCAAAAGGGUUUCUGUAAUAAUGGCUCUACAGAAACACAGCAAUGGAAGAUUUGAUUGUAUCACGCGAACAAAAACAGUUAAGGAUUUGAUGGCAGACUUCAAAACAGAAUCGGGUUGCAUGCUGUUUAUUCAGAACUUGUUGAACAUGUUUGUGGAUGAAAGUCAUGCUUCUGAUGAACCUUCGGAUCAGAGUAUAACAACAGAUGACAAUUCUGAGAUAGGCUCUAUUGAAGACAAGGACUCUGUUGCAAUGGGAAAUUCUGAUAUUUUGAAAGCUUGGAUAGUGGAAUCCCUCCCCUGUAUAUUAAAAAAUUUAAAGCUAGAACCAGAAGCUAAGUUUAGGGUUCAAAAAGAAAUUUUGAAGUUUCUAGCUGUUCAGGGUUUGUUCACUGCAUCUCUUGGCACUGAAGUGACAUCCUUUGAAUUACAAGAGAAAUUUAGGUGGCCAAAAGUAGCCACCUCAAGUGCCCUCUGCAGGAUGUGUAUUGAGCAGCUCCAGUUAUUAUUGGCAAAUUCCCAGAAGGGAGAAGGUCCACGUGGUUUGCCAAAUCGACUCGAAUCAAAUGAUCUUGGCUCAUACUUUAUGCGGUUUCUUAGCACUUUGUGCAACAUUCCUUCAAUCUCUCUCUUUCGACCUUUGGAUACCGAGGAAGAAAAUACGUUGAAAAAAUUGCAAGCUAUGGAGACUUCACUUUCUAAAGAGGAAAGGAAUUGCGGGCAUAGCAGCGAGGCAAAUAGGUUGCAUGCGCUAAGAUACUUGCUCAUCCAGCUGCUUUUGCAAAUGCUCCUUCGACCUAAAGAGUUCUUAGUAGCAGUGUCUGAGCUUAUUAUAUGCUGUAAAAAGGCUUUCCCUGUUGUUGAUGUCGUUGAUUCCGGUGAAGACAACUUAGAUGGUGAUGAUGCACCUGCAGUGAUGGAUGUUCUUGUGGAUACACUGCUCUCAUUGCUGCCUCAGUCAUCAGCUCCUAUGCGAACUGCUAUUGAACAGGUUUUUAAAUACUUCUGUGUUGACAUCACGGAUGAUGGUCUACUGCGGAUGUUGAGGGUCAUUAGGAAGAACUUGAAACCUGUCAGACAUCAGGAUGCUGAUAGUGAAGACAUUGACGAUGACGAAGAUGAAGAUUUUCUUAACAUUGAAGAAGAUGAGGUCAUUGAUAGGGCUGAGACCGGUGAAACAGGUGACAGUGAGCAGACAGACGAGUCUGAGGCCGACUCUGAGGCUGACUCUGAGGCUGUUGAUGAGGUUGAGGAAGUUGCCCAGGAAAUUCAUGACGCUUCUGAUGAAUCAGAUGGAGGGAUGGAUGAUGAUGCAAUGUUCCGGAUGGAUACUUAUCUUGCACGGAUCUUCAAAGAGCGAAGGAAUCUGGCUGGGGGUGACACUGCUCAUCAGCAACUCAUGCUGUUUAAGCUUCGUGUUCUUUCUUUGCUAGAAAUUUACCUGCAUGAAAAUCCAGAUAAGCCACAAGUUUUGUUGGUUUACUCAAAUUUGGCUCGUGCGUUUGCUGAACCGCAUACUGCAGAGAGUAGUGAACAGCUUGGACAGCGUAUAUGGGGAAUUCUGCAAAAGAAAAUAUUUAAAGCGAAGGACCAUCCCAAGGGUGAAGAUGUGCAACUAUCUACUCUAGAAUCUUUGUUGCAAAGAAAUCUGAAGUUGGCUUCAAAACCAAUCAAGAGAAAGAAAUCUGCUGCCAACCUGUCAAAGAAGAAGCAGUCGGCUUCCUGGAACCGACAGAAAAUUAUUGCUUCCCUUGCACAGAGUUCUACCUUCUGGAUUCUAAAGAUCAUUGAUGCAAGAAAUUUUCCAGAGUCUGAGCUGCAGAGAGUUUUUGAUAUAUUCCAGGGUGUUCUGGUAGAGUAUUUCAAUAGUAAGAAGUCUCAAAUCAAAUCGGAGUUUCUGAAAGAAAUAUUUAGAAGAAGGCCUUGGAUAGGGCGUUAUCUCUUUGGCUUUCUUUUGGAGAAAUGUGGAAGUUCAAAGUCAGACUUUCGGCGAGUAGAAGCACUUGAUAUGGUGAGUGAAAUAUUGAAGUCCCCAGGCUUAUCUGAUGUAAGCGGCGAGGAAACUCUGAAGAAAAUUAUGAAAAGCCAUCUUGAAAAACUCUGUCAGUUGAUAGAGCAAUUGCUUACAAAUAUGCCAGAGAAACAGUCAAGACGAGCUGAAGUACGGAAGUUUUGUGGGAAGAUCUUUCAGAUGAUAGCAACCCUUAAGCUGAGCAAGUCUUUUCUUAAGAAUUUAGCUCCAGAUGCUCACGCCAAGUGUGAAUCACAACUUGGUGAUCAGUUUAAGAACUUGAAGAAGAUACAGCUGAAAGAGUAAAAUUAAUUUGAUUAUCUUUCAUCCCUGAACUAUACUGGAAUCAGUUUGGGCUAAUAGCAAACCCCAUUUAAGAGUGCUUCACCUUUCUGUAGAAGGUACGAGUUAUAACUUGAGAGAAUUUUUUGUUGUAAGAUUUUUGUUCAGUACAUUUCAGUUUACAUUGUAUUAUUUCAUAUCAUUCUGUAGUCACUUUUAUGAGUUUAGUUUUUCUAGAUAGAGAGUUUGGUGAUAGUGGAAUGUCAUGUAGUUGGCACAUUGAUAUUUCGAACCCCUUGCUAAUGUUAUUGUUAUGUAG
Messenger RNA from Fragaria vesca subsp. vesca, 4060 nucleotides. RefSeq names its product DNA polymerase V-like. Gene Ontology annotation, biological process: regulation of DNA-templated transcription. Gene Ontology annotation, molecular function: DNA binding; transcription factor binding. The transcript has 8 exons. The record is from RefSeq and is a predicted model, not a curated record. Bases 1 to 3765 code for a protein of 1254 amino acids. Gene Ontology annotation, cellular component: nucleolus. Lineage: Eukaryota; Viridiplantae; Streptophyta; Magnoliopsida; Rosales; Rosaceae.